AUGGGAUUCAUAUUCGAAGAUAUAGGCUUAAAGCACGUGGAUGAAUAUUAUAAAGUUUCCGAAUGCGGAAUUAACAUAGACAACGUUCCGCAAAUCGGUGACUCCAUCUUGAACCUCUCCUUAGAUUUUUCGGGUUACAUUGACAUGAUAUCUAAGAACGACUCUCGAAACGCUAGAUUGGAUGCGUUAAAUGUUUGUCCAUCAAUAUCUCCAUUACAAAAGUUAAACAUUAAAGUUCAAAAUGAGAUAAUUCUCACAUCCUAG
Funneliformis mosseae is the source of this 264-nucleotide messenger RNA. The record is from the annotation of a GenBank genome assembly. NCBI's taxonomy places the organism in Eukaryota, Fungi, Glomeromycota, Glomeromycetes, Glomerales, Glomeraceae.